Molecule: messenger RNA, 303 nt
Organism: Entrophospora sp. SA101
Lineage: Eukaryota; Fungi; Glomeromycota; Glomeromycetes; Entrophosporales; Entrophosporaceae
Source: the annotation of a GenBank genome assembly
AUGGAUAUAUCAAUUAAAUGCUUUAAGCAUAAAAAUGGUUUAGAGUUUGACGAAAAGCUUGAUUUGGAAAUAUACAAUAAAAUAAGGCCAGUUUCAUCUGUAUUAAAAAUCCACAUUUACUCAAGAUUUACUCUUAACAAAGGUAAAUUUCAUAAAGGUGCACUAUCUGCUUUUCAUGGAUUCUUGCAACUUUUAGAAUUAUUUCAUCCACAUGAAUCUUUCGCCAAGAUCUUGAGCACUAAUCCAGAAAUUCAUAGGUCUGAGAAUUUUACCAUCUAUGACGAAAAAUAUUGUUAUAGUUGA